Messenger RNA from Malus domestica (apple), 1387 nucleotides. RefSeq names its product probable aldo-keto reductase 2. NCBI's taxonomy places the organism in Eukaryota, Viridiplantae, Streptophyta, Magnoliopsida, Rosales, Rosaceae. Gene Ontology annotation, cellular component: cytoplasm. The record is from RefSeq and is a predicted model, not a curated record.
GUAGAAGAGUAGAAGAUUAGCAGACUGCUCGCUCAUUUUACUAAACAGCCCCUCUUCUUCGUAUAUCUAUCUCCUGCUCCCUCGCUUUGCAAUCUAAUCAUUCAGGCCGAAACAAGAACAACCGCAGUUAACCAGCAAUGGCAGGAGUAGUGAGGAGGAUCAAGUUGGGUUCUCAAGGCCUUGAGGUCUCCGCUCAAGGACUUGGCUGCAUGGGCAUGUCCGCCUUCUACGGCCCUCCCAAGCCCGAUGAAGACAUGAUCGCUCUCCACCAUGCCGUCGCCACCGGCGUCACCUUCCUCGACACCUCCGACAUCUACGGCCCCUACACCAACGAAAUUCUCCUUGGCAAGGCUCUCAAGGGAGGGGUACGGGACAAGGUUGAAUUGGCCACAAAAUUCGGUAUCAGCUUUGCGGAUAACAAGAGGGAGAUUCGAGGUGACCCUGCGUAUGUGAGAGCUGCUAUCGAGGGUAGCCUGAAACGCCUUGGCGUUGGUUCUGUUGAUCUCUAUUAUCAGCAUCGGGUUGACACCCGUGUCCCCAUUGAAGUCACAGUUGGGGAAAUGAAGAAACUAGUUGAAGAGGGUAAGAUAAAGUACAUUGGUCUAUCGGAGGCCUCAGCUUCCACAAUAAGAAGAGCGCAUGCUGUUCAUCCAAUAACAGCUGUGCAGUUGGAGUGGUCAUUGUGGUCAAGAGAUGUGGAGGAAGAUAUAAUUCCUACUUGCCGGGAGCUUGGCAUUGGUAUUGUUGCAUACAGUCCUCUAGGAAGAGGAUUCUUUUCAUCAGGUGCUAAGUUCGUCGACAAUCUAGCCAAUGAUGAUUUCCGAAAGUAUCUACCCAGGUUCCAAGCGGAGAACCUAGAGCAUAAUAAAACAAUAUUCGAGCGGGUUAGUGAUCUUGCAGCAAGGAAGGGGUGCACCCCAUCUCAGCUAGCACUGGCCUGGGUUCAUCACCAAGGGAAUGAUGUGUGUCCUAUACCCGGAACCACCAAGAUUGAGAAUUUUAACCAGAAUAUUGGAGCUCUAUCUGUGAAACUGACACCAGAAGAAAUGGCUGAGCUUGAAUCUUAUGCUUCAGCAGAUGCGGUUAAAGGAGGCAGAUAUAUGGAUGACUUUAGUACUUGGAAGAACUCUGAAACUCCGCCACUGUCUUCAUAAGAGCCACAUGAGUAUGUGCAGUGCCACUGUCUUCAUGUCAUGGUGUUGUCUCUGCAUUUUAUGCUCUUCUGAAUAUCCUUGCGGUUCCGAGAAUAAGUAGUGUAUGCUACAUUGUAUGUUAUGGCUGAGUCUGAGACAAUAGACAUUUUGUACGCAAAUUUCCUCGUGUUUUUGUAUCAAAACUUUGAACUCUUUUUAACUUAAUUUUGGACAUGGUUGCGUCUUAGCUUCAA